GGAUGAUGUGACGUAAAAGCGCCUUUACCCUGUGAAAUGCCACCUAUGAAGCAAAUUUGCGGUACAACCACAAGGAAUGCUGCAAGUACUUACAAUUAGAGAUGGAUAUUUGGGGUUUUCAUGUUGUGGGGACAUGAUUCCAGUGGGAUUCUAUACACAACGAAUCCCAAUCACCAUGUUCUCCUGCCUUAUGUGCAGUGCACCAGAUCUAUGGCUGCUCUGGGGGGUGGUAUAUAUGAGUUGUGUUCCGGCUUGUGGAUCGGUCGUGUUCAUGUUAUCAAUGAGUUUGGCUUUGUCCCUUAGUCCACCGGCCCGACUGUUCAUUGUGAGGGUGGCCUAAGGGCGGAACAGUCAACGUCGAUUGUGAAGAGGGUAAUUGGGCAAGGCGUAAUGUCUGGCUCAAAUAAUGCUUGCUCGCGGCUACAAAUAGGGCAGUAAGUGGCAG
Messenger RNA from Aspergillus piperis CBS 112811, 445 nucleotides. RefSeq lists its product as uncharacterized. The transcript has a single exon. The coding region runs from base 77 to 340 and encodes 87 amino acids. Lineage: Eukaryota; Fungi; Ascomycota; Eurotiomycetes; Eurotiales; Aspergillaceae. The record is from RefSeq and is a predicted model, not a curated record.